Messenger RNA from Dalotia coriaria, 823 nucleotides. RefSeq names its product gamma-secretase subunit Aph-1 (gene aph-1). Lineage: Eukaryota; Metazoa; Arthropoda; Insecta; Coleoptera; Staphylinidae. Gene Ontology annotation, molecular function: protein-macromolecule adaptor activity. Gene Ontology annotation, cellular component: gamma-secretase complex; membrane; endoplasmic reticulum. The coding region runs from base 1 to 723 and encodes 240 amino acids. Gene Ontology annotation, biological process: positive regulation of catalytic activity; protein processing; Notch signaling pathway. The record is from RefSeq and is a predicted model, not a curated record. The transcript has a single exon.
AUGACGCUCAUGGAAUUCGUCGGGUGUACGUUGCUGGCGUUCGGUCCACCUUUUUCAAUGUUCAUCGUAACAAUCGCCCACGAUCCAGUGCGAAUCAUUAUCAUGAUCGCGGCCGCCUUCUUCUGGCUGCUCUCACUGCUCACCUCUUCACUCUGGUGGUUCAUAGUCGUGCCCCUGCGCGGGGAACUCGCCUUCGGCCUUGUAUUCUCCGUGAUCUUCCAAGAAGCAUUCCGCUGUCUCACCUAUCUCAUCAUUCGACGCGCCGAAAACGGUCUGAAGAAGAUCACAGAUGACAGCACCCAACUGAUUGAAAACAAACACAUCUUAUCCUAUGUGAGUGGUUUUGGCUUUGGCCUCAUCAGUGGGAUGUUCUCACUAGUCAACGUGGUCGCCGAUUCCAUUGGGCCCAGUACCAUGGGCUUAAAAUCGGGCAGCGAACAGUUCUUCAUUACCAGCUCAGCACUGUGCUUAUGCUUCAUCCUGCUGCACACAUUUUGGAGCAUCAUCUUCUUUGAUGCACUGGACACUAGUAAUCUGAUGCAGAUUGUGUAUGUGGUUUUGACUCAUAUGCUUGCAUCAUGUAUUACAUUAUUCAAUAGGUAUGAGGUGUAUAGUGCUACCUUACUGCCAAUCUACUGCAUUCUGGUGGUGACUGCAAUGAAUGCAUUUAAGGUAGCUGGCGGGUCAAGGAGCUCUCUAAAAAGGGUCCUAUUGUGUGCUUGAAUAAGAUUAAUUAAAAAUUAAAUUAUGUAUAGCUUUUAUAUCAACUUAUUAUGUAAUAUGUAUUAAUUUUAAUAAAAUUAAAUCAUUCCUUAACCAUAAA